GGUUUGGGAAGUGAGGGAUUCGCGCCCUUCUCGCUCUACGUCACCGGUGCGUAGGCUCUGCGCUUUCAAAAUGCAGCGGGAAUUAGUGAGUUUCCCGCUGUCUCCCGCGGUUCGCGUGAAGUUGGUGGCUGCAGGGUUCCAGACUGCCGAGGACAUCCUGGAGGUGAAGCCCUCUGAGCUCAGCAAAGAAGUUGGGAUAUCCAAAGAGGAAGCUUUAGAAACUCUACAGAUCGUAAGAAGAGAAUGUCUUGCAGAUAAACCAAGAUGUGCUGGUACUUCCGUGACAGUCAAGAAGUGCACAGCCCUGGAACUUCUUGAACAGGAACACACCCAGGGCUUCAUAAUCACCUUCUGUUCAGCCCUAGAUAACAUUCUCGGGGGUGGAAUACCCCUAACGAAAACGACAGAAGUUUGUGGUGUACCAGGUGUUGGGAAAACUCAAUUAUGUAUGCAAUUGGCAGUGGAUGUGCAGAUUCCAGAAUGUUUUGGAGGAGUGGCUGGUGAGGCAGUAUUUAUUGACACAGAGGGUAGUUUUAUGGUUGAUAGAGUGGCAACCCUUGCAACUGCCUGCAUUCAACACCUUCGCCUUAUAGCAGGAGCACACACGGACGAAGGUGAGUUAGCACAAAGUGCUCCUUCUGUACGAGAAAGACAGUUUGUAUUUGUGCCAUUUCAGACUUCAGUAAGAGGUUGUCCCAAACUUGAAGCUUCUGCCUAGUUAGCAGUACUCUCCCUGAAGCCUAGCUGUCUGUGAUCAUUCUGCCUCAGUCUCCAGGAUGCUGGGAUGGCAGACCUGUGUCGUACCCAACU
This is a messenger RNA of Microtus ochrogaster (prairie vole), 810 nucleotides long. RefSeq names its product RAD51 paralog C (gene Rad51c). The record is from RefSeq and is a predicted model, not a curated record. Gene Ontology annotation, molecular function: ATP-dependent DNA damage sensor activity; ATP binding; four-way junction DNA binding. Gene Ontology annotation, cellular component: replication fork; Rad51C-XRCC3 complex; Rad51B-Rad51C-Rad51D-XRCC2 complex. Bases 71 to 718 code for a protein of 215 amino acids. Gene Ontology annotation, biological process: DNA repair; reciprocal meiotic recombination; meiotic DNA recombinase assembly. Lineage: Eukaryota; Metazoa; Chordata; Mammalia; Rodentia; Cricetidae. The transcript is spliced from 3 exons.